UUAUAAAAAUCAAAUUCAGCACGUGUGUAAAAGUGCCAAACUUCAAUCGUGAAAACAUGGAUGAGAAUCGCCAGGAGCAGCAGUCGCACGAUGGCCCGGCAGGUAUGACUCCGGACGGAGUCAUUGAGUCGAACUGGAGCGAGUCCGUCGAGAACUUCGACGAUAUGGGCCUGCGAGAGGAACUGCUCCGUGGCAUUUACGCGUACGGUUUUGAGAAACCGUCUGCCAUCCAGCAGCGCGCUAUUACGCCGUGUAUCGCGGGACGCGAUGUCAUCGCUCAAGCCCAAUCCGGUACCGGAAAAACGGCUACGUUCUCGAUUGCGAUCUUGCAGCUGAUCAACACCGAGAUCCCCGAAUGCCAAGCGCUGAUCCUGGCCCCGACCCGUGAGCUGGCGUCGCAGAUUCAAAAGGUGGUGAUAUCGCUGGGCGAUUUUCUGAAGGCUCAAUGCCACGCCUGCAUCGGCGGAACGAACGUUCGCGACGAUAUGCGCCGCCUGGAGCAGGGUUGCCAUAUCGUGGUGGGAACGCCCGGUCGUGUCCACGAUAUGAUCUCGCGUAACGUGCUGCGCCCGAACAGCAUCAAGCUGUUCGUCCUGGACGAAGCGGACGAGAUGUUGUCACGUGGUUUUAAGGAUCAGAUUCAGGACGUGUUCCAGAAGCUGCCCCCGGACGUGCAGGUCAUCCUGCUGUCCGCUACGAUGCCCGCGGAUGUGCUGGAAGUUUCCGAGCACUUCAUGCGUAAGCCGGUCAAGAUCCUCGUGAAGAAGGAGGAGCUUACGCUAGAAGGUAUCAAGCAGUUCUACGUCGACGUCAAGUACGAGGAGUGGAAGCUCGGCACGCUGUGCGAUCUGUACGACACGCUGUCGAUCACGCAGGCCGUCAUAUUCUGCAAUACGCGUCGCAAGGUAGACCAGCUGACCGAGGAAAUGGCCGAGAAGACGUUCACCGUGUCGGCCAUGCACGGCGACAUGGAGCAGCGUGACCGCGAUCUUAUCAUGAAGCAGUUCCGUACCGGCUCAUCCCGUGUGUUGAUCACCACGGACUUGCUCGCUCGUGGUAUCGAUGUGCAGCAGGUUUCGUUAGUUAUUAAUUAUGACCUUCCAACGCUGAGAGAAAACUACAUUCAUAGAAUUGGACGUGGAGGACGUUUCGGUCGUAAGGGAGUUGCUAUCAACUUCGUCACCGAGCAGGACAAGCGGGUUCUCGCCGAUAUCGAGAAGCAUUACAACACAACCAUUGAGGAAAUGCCAGCUAACCUGGCUGACAUGAUUUAAUCGCCGAAAGCUUUCCGUUUUCCAAAAGCAAAUUGUACGUGCGUGCGUCUCUUUGGUGUGUGCUGUGUGCGUGUUUCGUGUGCGCGAGAAGGCUAUAAAGAUUCCAGAGAUCGAGCGAUAUCUUAGAGACGACAGACGAAGGUGGAAGAAGGGGCAGGAAGGUGGAAGCGGGCAUUAUCCGACGACACUCGCCGCAGCAGAGGGAACCCGCAUUUAGUAGAGAACACAACAGGCAGAGCAAAAUCGAUUACAUCAUCCGGUUCAAGAUCAGUAGCAGCAGCAGCAGCAGCAGCAGCACCAGGAAAACAAAAAAGUUCAUCUACUACGAAAAGCCACGUCCUUUCUGAAUAAAGCAAGAAACAAGGUGUAAGAAGAACUCAAAUUAAUAACUGAAACCUAAAUCUACUACUUUUAUUGCUAAUAAAAUUAUUCAAAUCAACAAUACAACAACCA
Anopheles cruzii is the source of this 1727-nucleotide messenger RNA. It is a transcript of the gene eIF4A, whose product is annotated as eukaryotic initiation factor 4A. Lineage: Eukaryota; Metazoa; Arthropoda; Insecta; Diptera; Culicidae. The transcript has 4 exons. The record is from RefSeq and is a predicted model, not a curated record. Bases 57 to 1274 code for a protein of 405 amino acids. Gene Ontology annotation, molecular function: RNA helicase activity; ATP binding; RNA binding.